AUGAUUGCGGGAGGGAGCGCGGGCCAUGAUCGAAGGCCUUCCUUGGCAGGCUCUCAUCGGAUCGGAGGGGGACACGGGUACUCUGGGAGCACGAUAGGAUCCCCCGUAGCGCGAUCGAAAGAAGCGUCCGACGCGCGACGAACCUCCAGAGUGGAUCGGCCGUCCUCGGGCGACCUGGCACAAAAGCGGGCUUCAACGGCGAUGGCUGCCACAAAGCGGUCAUCGACCAUGACCACCACUGGGGUGGGAUCCCAAAGAAAAGCUUCCGUGGCGAUCACGGCGAUGAGCCAUCGUCCCGAUGUCACCGCGAAAACUGGAAAGCAUCCUUCCAUCGCCGGAGUAGGUGGAAGAGGCGCGGGUGCAUCGAAACGAAGAUCGACUGUGACCUAUCGAGAGGGGAGGAAGGAUCUUCUCCAGAGCCAUCGGAAAGCUUCUCAACAGGGGGUCGGUGCUAGCAAGAAGAUUUCACGCGCUGUCGUGGCAGCGGGGUCAUGA
This is a messenger RNA of Ectocarpus sp. CCAP 1310/34, 495 nucleotides long. NCBI's taxonomy places the organism in Eukaryota, Phaeophyceae, Ectocarpales, Ectocarpaceae. The record is from the annotation of a GenBank genome assembly.